ACUGCACCCUUCAGCCACCACUUCCGUUGUCUCCAGGUGCCUCCCAAUCUCGGCAUGGCGCUGCCCUGGGUUCUCACUGUCCUGAGCCUCCUUCCUCUGCUGGAUGCCCAGAGCCUAGGAUGUGCCAAAUUCAGGGCAUUGCCUAUCACCGAUGCCACCCUAGACCGGCUCUCUGGCAAGUGGUUUUAUAUCGCGUCGGCCUCCCGCAAUGCUGGGUACAAGCACUCAGCGAAGACAUAUCAGGCAGCCUUCUUUUACUUUGAUCCCAGCCACAAGGAGGACACGAUACAGCUCAGAGCUUAUUCAACCAUUGGGAACCAGUGUGUCUACAAAUCAGCCCUCUUGAAUGUCCACCGGAAGGAAGGGACCUUAUCCAUACACGAAAAUGGCAGAGAACAGUUUGCCUACUUGUGGCUCACCAAGGACCCCAGAACCUUCAUGUUUGCCUACUUCCUGGACGAUAAGCAGAAUAUGGGGCUGUCCUUCUAUGCGGACAGGCCUGAGGUGACCCCGGAGCAGAUGAGUGAGUUCCAUGAAGCCAUCGGGUGCAUCGACAUUGACAAGUCGGAAAUCAUGUACACUGAUGAGAAAAAGGAUCAGUGUGGGCCUCUGGAGAAGCAGCACGAGGAGGAAAGGAAGGAGAAACAGGAGGAGGCCUAGGAGGACGCAGCCCUGGGUUGGGGCCUCGGGGACUUGGGGGCGUCCUCAGCCCCCAUCCACCCUUUGUACCUCCAUUCCUUCCCUCAGUGGCAACAAUAAAGCUUCUGCCUUUGCGACGGGCACUCAUCA
Messenger RNA from Equus caballus (horse), 789 nucleotides. RefSeq names its product alpha-1-acid glycoprotein 2. NCBI's taxonomy places the organism in Eukaryota, Metazoa, Chordata, Mammalia, Perissodactyla, Equidae. Gene Ontology annotation, biological process: regulation of immune system process. The record is from RefSeq and is a predicted model, not a curated record.